UGAUUGAACGCCUACCUGCCAGAUAGUGAUCCUCGGGGAGGUUUGUUCAAGAGAAAUCCGUCCGGUUGGUAUUGUGUUAUAGAACCUCGUCAUUAUCGUUUACGCUUCGUCUCGUCAGUCCACUUCCACUCGACAGUGACUCCUCGAUCCCUACUAAUUCCCAAGUCAACUUAAAGUACAUUUACUUCGAUCAUCGUCUGCCGGUGCAUUGCUCAGCACUACUUGAAACAUGACGAAACACGAGUUUGAGGUGGCCAUGACGUGUGAGGGGUGCUCCGGAGCCGUCACUCGCAUCCUCAACAAACUGGGAGACGAGGUGAAGUUUGAGAUCGAUCUUCCAAAGAGAUUGGUCUGGAUUGAGUCUGAGAAGGAUCUGGACUUCCUGACCGACACGCUGAAGAAAUGUGGAAAGGAGGUCAAAUAUAACGGCACUAAAUGAAUUGCUGACUUCUGCAACAGAGGAUAACUGCUGAAGUGAUGGUGGUUCAGUCUUCUUGUCACAUGACCCAGGAGGCAUUCAUCAAUAGUCCUAAUAUUCAAGUAGGAUCUUAACCAAACUAAUCCCACCGAUUUGAAUUGGCACUUGUAGCGGUUUUAUUGUACAAAAACCAGCCUUAUCUCUUUCAACAAAGCACGAGAAGACGCUAAUAUUAAAAAUAUAUCUUACUCUUGAUCACUGCGGCUAUACAUGGUUAACAGAGAUAUAGUUUCAUGAUCAUAAAUAAUCUCUGGUAGAAAAUGUGGUAGAGUUAAAACGUUUCAAAUAAUAUGUCUUGUUAAACAUUUGUAAAAAAAACUCUCCAAACAUUCUACGAAACGGCUCAACUUUAGUUUCAUCAUUAUUAAAUUGAUUAAAUCCCCUCUCCCAACAUGCCUCAAACCUCAUGCCUCCGAUUUGUCCCAAUCACGUGAUUUAUCAAAUAUCUCUUUUACAACGGCUCCUUCUGCCAUGUCUAGUUGUUUACAUGUUAACACUUUAAAGUAAUUAUUAAGGAUCAAUUGAAAUCCGGGGGACUUCACCGAGCAAUCAAUGUGAAUUCAAAUGAAGGAAUCGAUGGGCUUUGGGUGCAAGUUGGUUCCAAAUGAUGUUCUAGAAAUUGGCCCUGCUAUGCCCUGUUUAAAGGUCUUGGGGCCGGGGGCCUCUAUGACCUGCUCUGUCUGAACAAUAGCAGCUGUACUUAAACUACGCACAACAGAAAAGCAAGAUUAUAACCAACUGAUAACUUGUUCUUUCAGUACAACCUGAAGCUAUUCAUGUAAUAAGCUUUUGUUGUCUUUUGGUAAUCAGUUGGUAAACAAUCAUCACUCACAAUAUUGAUAUUGUGUUUUAUGUAUGUUUUAUGUGUCUGUUGCUAGGAAUGUGGAUUAUACACAGGGAAAAUAAAAACAUUGAAGCUGUUUAAACAA
Molecule: messenger RNA, 1407 nt
Organism: Gadus macrocephalus (Pacific cod)
Lineage: Eukaryota; Metazoa; Chordata; Actinopteri; Gadiformes; Gadidae
Gene: atox1
Product: antioxidant 1 copper chaperone
Exons: 4
Coding region: 230-439 (69 amino acids)
Biological process (GO): copper ion transport
Cellular component (GO): cytosol
Molecular function (GO): copper chaperone activity; metal ion binding
Source: RefSeq, a predicted model, not a curated record